Pelobates fuscus (common spadefoot toad) is the source of this 3465-nucleotide messenger RNA. It is a transcript of the gene SMAD2, whose product is annotated as SMAD family member 2. Gene Ontology annotation, biological process: activin receptor signaling pathway; SMAD protein signal transduction; anatomical structure morphogenesis. Gene Ontology annotation, molecular function: DNA-binding transcription factor activity, RNA polymerase II-specific; I-SMAD binding; RNA polymerase II cis-regulatory region sequence-specific DNA binding. The transcript is spliced from 11 exons. Gene Ontology annotation, cellular component: heteromeric SMAD protein complex. Lineage: Eukaryota; Metazoa; Chordata; Amphibia; Anura; Pelobatidae. The coding region runs from base 419 to 1822 and encodes 467 amino acids. The record is from RefSeq and is a predicted model, not a curated record.
GAGUUUUGCUGCUGGGGGGCGGGGCGGCUAGCCGUGGCGAGGCUGAGGUUGGCCGGUUGUGCGCGCGGCGGGGGUCUGUGUGAGGAUCUUUCCAGCGGAGGAAAAUAAUAAUAAAAUCCCCGGAAUCACCGGGCGGAGAGCGCGCGAAGGGCCCCUCCCUCACUGGUCGCCGGGUGAGCGGGGUCUCCCCCUCCAUUUUGAAUCGGGGUCGUUGCUGCGUCUCUCCCCCCUCCGGCCGUGUAGGCCUCACCGGGCUGAGGAUCCCGCCAGCAGCGCGGCCUACAGGGGGUGAAGGAAGAGGCCGCCAGCCCCCCCCCCCUCACCCGUCAACCCCGGGCCGGAGAACGGAGGGACCUCCUCUGCCCAGACCCCUUCCAGGUAAGAAGUGGAUUGAAUUCCUUUUCCAAGCACAGCAAGCAUGUCCUCUAUCUUACCGUUCACUCCACCUGUCGUGAAGCGCCUUUUAGGAUGGAAAAAGUCCGCCAGUGGUACCAGUGGCGCAGGUGGUGGUGAGCAGAAUGGUCAGGAAGAAAAGUGGUGUGAAAAGGCAGUGAAAAGUUUGGUGAAAAAGUUGAAGAAAACAGGGCAAUUGGAUGAGCUUGAGAAAGCAAUCACUACGCAGAGCUGCAACACAAAAUGCGUAACAAUCCCAAGCACUUGCUCUGAAAUUUGGGGACUGAGUACAUCAAAUACCAUAGAUCAGUGGGAUACCACAGGCCUUUACAGCUUCUCUGAACAAACCAGGUCUCUUGAUGGGCGUCUCCAAGUAUCCCACCGUAAAGGGUUACCGCAUGUUAUUUACUGCCGACUAUGGCGCUGGCCGGAUCUUCACAGUCAUCAUGAACUGAAAGCAAUUGAAAAUUGUGAAUAUGCUUUUAACCUUAAAAAGGAUGAAGUAUGUGUCAACCCAUAUCACUAUCAGAGAGUGGAGACCCCGGUUUUACCUCCUGUAUUAGUGCCACGACAUACAGAGAUCUUAACAGAAUUACCACCACUUGAUGACUACACGCAUUCCAUUCCGGAAAACACUAACUUUCCUGCAGGGAUUGAACCGCAGAGCAAUUAUAUACCAGAAACUCCACCUCCUGGAUACAUUAGUGAAGAUGGAGAAACUAGUGACCAGCAAAUUAACCAAAGCAUGGACACAGGGUCACCAGCGGAACUUUCUCCUAGUACACUUUCUCCAGUCAAUCAUGGUCUCGAUUUGCAGCCUGUUACUUAUUCGGAGCCCGCAUUUUGGUGCUCAAUAGCAUAUUAUGAACUUAAUCAGCGAGUGGGAGAAACCUUCCAUGCGUCGCAGCCUUCACUAACUGUGGAUGGAUUCACAGAUCCUUCAAAUUCGGAGCGGUUCUGUUUAGGUCUACUCUCGAAUGUAAACCGUAAUGCCACAGUGGAAAUGACUAGGCGUCAUAUAGGAAGGGGAGUGCGACUGUAUUACAUUGGAGGAGAGGUUUUUGCAGAGUGCCUAAGUGAUAGUGCUAUAUUUGUUCAGAGUCCAAACUGUAACCAGCGGUAUGGUUGGCAUCCUGCCACAGUAUGCAAGAUUCCUCCAGGCUGCAACCUGAAGAUUUUUAACAACCAAGAGUUUGCCGCCCUACUUGCUCAGUCUGUGAACCAAGGAUUUGAAGCAGUUUAUCAGUUAACCCGAAUGUGCACCAUCAGGAUGAGCUUUGUAAAAGGCUGGGGUGCCGAAUACAGGCGGCAAACGGUUACAAGCACUCCUUGCUGGAUCGAACUUCACCUGAAUGGACCUCUGCAGUGGUUGGACAAAGUCUUGACUCAGAUGGGCUCUCCAUCAGUCCGCUGUUCAAGCAUGUCCUAAUGACCCCCUCCCUCUAUGUGUAACCUAUGGGUUCAAUCUGAAGUCCCAGCUACAGACUUAAUACAGCUUGUCUGUCAUAGUAAUUGUGUGUGGUCCCCAUGAACUGUUUACAAUCCAAAAGAAAGUGAAAAACAGCACUUGAGGUCCCAUCAACUAAAGCACCUUGUUGGAUUCUGUUUCUGAUACUCUAAUGAAAGUAGAUGAAAUCUUAGUGUAAAAAUAAAAUGACUCCUUACUGGGGAAGGGACAUUUUAAGGACGUGUAAUGGUGUAUUAUUGGGCAUAUAAUUGAGUGUCCAAAUGGUUUAACAAUAACAUGAGUACUCCUUAUGUAAGUGUCAUGUAUAGUGUUCUCCAGCUGUUCAUUGGUCAGGCAGCAUGUGGCCUUCUUGCUGUUGUUGAACCUUGAGUUCCAUGCUCCUUAGCUUAAUGAGACUUCUAGUAACUGCUUGAGGGCAACAAGUCUCCCAGCCCUCACCCAUUCCCUAAAUAGAAUAUUCCUGCUUCUUUAUCUUAGUUGCAAACCUCGAUUUAAGUUUUUUUUUUUUUCCAUUAUUGUUUCCCAUAGUAUAUUUGUAUUUCGCCCUCCUGUGACCUCUUGCUUUUUUAUUAAUGUGCCCUAAUGGUGCAAAUGCUUGCUAAGGUAAAACUGACUUUCCUUACACGUCUUUUCCUAGCAACCAGGGACCCUUAAUGCAUCCCAAUUAUCCAUUUUUGGACUGGAAUUAAUUUGCAUCAAAUAAUUAUUCUAUAGUGUCUUUUCAAAAGCAGGCCAUCUUGUCACACAGUGUGUAUGCCAAUUUGAAAGCACCCCAGCCCCUUUUCAUUGUUUUUAUACAAAUAAGGUUGAGUUUUGAGGUGGAAAUUGUUUUAAUUUUUUAAGUGCGUGUUAUUGUCAACACUUGGACACUACAUUUGCACCCUAUAAAAAUAUUUAGAAUCAUAUUCUACAGAUGUCCAUGUUUAGCGAGGGUGGGGGCAAAGGUUGUUUAGAAAGGGUACUCUGACUAAAACAAAUGUACAUCUUACUAACCAUUUUCUUCUUUAGCUGUCUGUCAUUCUUUUAUAAUUGUGGCAGUGGCAAGAUUGCCUUUUCUUCUUCGACUCUAUCCCCUUGGUUGUAUCUAUUACACUAGUUGUGUACUUUGUAAGUACAGCUAGUGAAACUUGUUGGCUUUGAGAACAAAAACAUGGCCAGUGUUAGGGCGUUUCAUCAUUUGGCAAAAAUUGUGAUGAUUUUUGUAUGCCAUAUAGUUUAGUGCAGGGGUAGCCAAUGGGUAGCUCUUCAGCUGUUGUAUUACUGCAAACUCUAGCAAUGGUCAUAGUGGAAAACGUACUUGUGUAUAAUCAGAGUUGUAGACUCACAGCAACUGGAAAGCUCCAUAAUGUCUCUCCCUGGUUUAGUGCAUAGAGGCAAUUCCAAAACUGUGUUGGGAAAGUAAAUCUGGUAGGCCAAACCAUGAAGAAAACAAAACAAACAACAACAAAAAAAAUAAAAUAAAAAUUGGCAAAGCAUUUAACAUUUGUGAACUAGUUUUACCAGUAGAUUGGUGUAUUGGUAGAACUUGUGAACUUAAGACCUAAGCUUUGUGCGUGUUGCAAUUGCCGAAUAUGUGAAUACACUAAUAAAAGAUUUAAUUCUCA